UCUUCCGGACUAGGGGACGGAGCCCGACGUGGAGGUCGCGGGGCCGCGUGUCCGCCACGUCUCGCCUACCGCGGGCUGAUUCAUCGGGCUUCCCCUGGGCGCUUUCCCUUCCUCGCGGCCGGGCCCCUGAGGGUCUCCCUUUUCUGUCCAGCACCUGUCGUGGGAGGGGCGGGACACACCGUUUCAGGACCUGGGUCCCCCCCUCCCCCGAGUUUUUCUGAGUUGAAUCGGAGGUGGAAGGAAGCGCGGUGUUUGUCCUCCCCAGUGGUCUGGAUGAGGGGAGCUCGCCCCCUGGUGGGAAGCGCCGCUCUUUGAAACCUGCUUUCCAAGUGCGUGGUUGGUGACUUUCUCUCCAGAUGCUGAGGUGCCUGGAUCCCUGGCGCAGGCAGUUGCUGGGCUGCAGCUGGAGUAGACUGUGCCUUCUGAAGCACUCUCUGUUCACAAUGAAGUUGCAGUCUCCAGAGUUCCAGUCACUUUUCACAGAAGGCUUGAAGAGUCUGACAGAAUUAUUCAUCAAAGAAAAUCAUGAGUUAAGAAUAGCAGGAGGAGCAGUGAGGGAUUUAUUAAGUGGAGUAAAGCCACAGGAUGUGGAUUUUGCUACCACUGCUACCCCUGCUCAAAUGAAGGAGCUGUUUCAGUCGGUCGGCGUUCGUAUGAUCAACAACAAAGGAGAAAAGCACGGGACGAUCACUGCCAGGCUUCAUGAAGAAAAUUUUGAAAUUACUACACUACGGAUUGACGUUGCCACUGAUGGAAGACAUGCUGAGGUCGAAUUCACAACUGACUGGCAGAAAGAUGCUGAACGCAGAGAUCUCACUAUAAAUUCUAUGUUUUUAGGUUUCGAUGGUACUUUAUUUGACUACUUUAAUGGUUAUGAAGAUUUAAAAAAUAAGAAAGUUAGAUUUGUUGGACAAGCUAAACAGAGGAUACAAGAAGAUUAUCUUCGAAUUUUAAGAUAUUUCAGGUUUUAUGGGAAAAUUGUAGAUACACCUGGUGACCACGAUCCUGAGACUUUGGAAGCAAUUGCAGAAAAUGCAAAAGGCUUGGCUGGAAUAUCAGGAGAGAGGAUUUGGGUGGAACUGAAAAAAAUUCUUACCGGUAACCACGCACAUCAUUUGAUUCACCUCAUCUAUGACCUUGAUGUGGCCCCUCACGUAGGCUUACCUGCUAAUGCAAGUUUAGAAGAAUUUAACAAAGUCAGUAAAAAUGUUGAAGGUUUUUCCCCAAAGCCAAUGACUCUCUUGACCUCACUGUUCAAAGUACAGGAUGAUGUCACAAAAUUGGAUCUGAGGUUGAAGAUUUCAAAAGAAGAGAAGAAUCUCGGUUUAUUUAUAGUUAAAAACAGGAAAGAUUUAAUUAAAGCAACAGAUAGUUCAGAACCUUUGAGACCCUAUCAAGACUUCAUUAUAGAUUCUAGAGAAUCUGAUGCAACUGCUCGUGUGUGUGAACUCCUCAAGUACCAAGGAGAGCACGGUCUUCUGAAGGAGAUGCAGCAGUGGUCCAUUCCUCCAUUUCCUGUAAGUGGCCAUGACAUCAGAAAAGUGGGCAUUUCUUCUGGAAAAGAAAUUGGGGCUCUCUUACAGCAGUUGAGAGAACAGUGGAAGAAAAGUGGUUACCAAAUGGAAAAAGAUGAACUGCUAAGUUACAUUAAGAAGACCUAAAAUUGAUGAGAGCUGGCUACUAAACAAGCAGAAACGUUUUGUUAAGACUAGUUUUUUCCCCUCCGCCCUUAGUGAGAUUUAAGAGACUGGAAUAGUGAGAUUUAAGAGACCGGAAUAAAAGCCAGCUUAGAGGAUCUCUUCAGAAGAAUAAAGGUCUUAUUUUGUGAAAUACAAUUAUAUUUCAGGCACUAAAGGAAAGUCUACGUCCUCUUAAUCUGAUUUAUAUCACUGAACCUUGUAAUUCUUUUGGAAUAGUUCCUAAUGAGGAAAAAAAAGAGUUGGCUUCGCUUAAUCUGUCUAGGUUUUUUUAAAAAAGUGGGUUUUUUUGGUUUGUUUUUGCACAGGGCAGAACUAAGAUUAAUCCUAACAUGUGGUAACUGUUUUGAAAAAGAUGUUUCUUAGUAUUUGCAAUUGAAAUACCUGGUUUAAUUUUGUACAACGAUUGUGUAUGUGUCAGUUUUUAAUCUGAAUUCCAGAAUAAACCUGUGCUUGAAAAUAGCUGA
Messenger RNA from Balaenoptera acutorostrata (minke whale), 2164 nucleotides. RefSeq names its product tRNA nucleotidyl transferase 1 (gene TRNT1). Gene Ontology annotation, molecular function: nucleotidyltransferase activity; RNA binding. The record is from RefSeq and is a predicted model, not a curated record. Gene Ontology annotation, biological process: RNA processing. The transcript has 8 exons. Lineage: Eukaryota; Metazoa; Chordata; Mammalia; Artiodactyla; Balaenopteridae. The coding region runs from base 357 to 1661 and encodes 434 amino acids.